Molecule: messenger RNA, 770 nt
Organism: Chara braunii
Lineage: Eukaryota; Viridiplantae; Streptophyta; Charophyceae; Charales; Characeae
Source: the annotation of a GenBank genome assembly
UGGAGCUGGUGGGGGGUUUUCACAAGCAAUGGGGAAGAAACAGCAUAGCAAAGAUCGUAUGUUUAUAACGAGUACAGAGUGGGCGAAGGAGUGGGGGGGUGCCAAAGACCGUGAGAAUCGAGCAAUCUUCAAACGUCUACCCUUCUACUGCUGCGGGGUGUCAUUCACUCCAUUUGAAGACCCAGUCUGUACAGCGGAUGGCCAUGUUUUCGACAUCUUGAAUGUGGUCCCCUACCUUCGCAAAUUUCAUAAACAUCCUGUGACUGGUCGUCUGUUGGAGGUCAAGGAUCUGAUUAAGCUGACUUUCCACAAGAACAAUGAUGGAGAGUACCACUGCCCUGUGCUUAACAAAGUGUUCACUGAGUUCACACACAUUGUCGCUAUUCGUCCAACGGGCAAUGUCUAUUGUUAYGAGGCUGUGAGGGAGUUGAACAUUAAACCGAAGAAUUGGAAGGACCUUCUUACCGAUGAACCUUUCAAACGGGAGGAUAUAAUAACAAUUCAGGACCCAAACAACUUGGAUGCCAAGCUACUUGCAGACUUCGACCAUGUCAAGCAUGAUAUCAAGAUUAAUGAUGAAGGUAUGUCCCUCAAGAAUUUCCACUACAGGUAGGUCUCUUGGCUAGCCCUCAGCCAAACAAAAUUACGAAUCUACCCUACCUAUGGUACAGCCUCGACAGAGAGAGGCUACAGGCGACCAGAAAACAGCAAGUCAUUGGAAUUAAGAGAACAGACAAUAUGAAGGUCAGAAAUGAAAUGAACGGAAGUAU